UUUGAGUAUACUACAGCCGUCAACUUAAAAUAAAUUUAAAAAAACUCCUCACCAAGAUAAACUGAGCAAACUCGAAGGUUGUGUUUUGGAACGAUAAAUGUUAAACUCAGUAUAAUGUUCACUGUAGUCUUGAGGAAUUACGGCGUAUUUAGACCAACAUAUACAGUUGGUCCUGGUGAAUUUAGAUUAUUUUUUAAGUUUUAUCCUUUCUUAGUAUACCUUAGCACUGGUUGGGGUGGUCAAAUAUGGGUUAUAUUUAUAGUUAUGCCGAAUUGCUUAGCUGAACAAUGAUUUACUUCAGUUAAAAACAACAUUUUGGAAAGUACUUCGCUAUCGGAAGUGACGUCAUCCACCACUGUCGCUAUAAAUGUUACGGUGCAGUUCAUGGUUUCCCUGGGAGCGUUAUAAACAUUCAAGCUGUUGAGUGGAUAGGCUACUAUGCAAUUAUAUUAGGCAGACAUCUCGAAUACCAGAAAACAUCGUACUUCGUAGUUAUCGAAAUUAAGUUACACCAGAACAAACAGGGCGAUGAGUGCCCAUGUCAGUGAUGUGAAGGUAUUCAUUCGGACCAGACCCACUGCCAAUUUUGCAAAAGACCUUAUUCAGUAUUUACCAGAUGGGCAGACAGUAAACAUUCAUCUGAGGAAAGGCUUUCGGAAGCGGGUUGUGAAUAACCAGCUGUGCUCCUGGUCAUUCCGGAUGGACCGGGUCUUCCAUGAUGUGUCCCAGGAGGAGAUGUAUGCCAGUGUAGCCCGCAGCGUGGUAUUGGGGGCACUGGAUGGUUACAACGGCACGGUCAUGUGUUUUGGCCAAACCGGGGCAGGCAAGACCUACACCAUGACUGGAGCCACUAAGAACUACAAGGAAAGAGGGAUCAUUCCCAGGGCCUUACAAGAGGUGUUCAGGGAGGUGGAGAAGCGCACAAACCACGCCAUCUCUGUGUACCUGUCCUUCUUGGAGAUCUACAAUGAGACACUGGUGGACCUGCUCUCCUCUGUCCCACUUGAGGAGAGCGCAGCACUUGGAGGCAUGUCCAUUGUGGAAGAGGCUGGGGGAGGCGUGUUUGUGCGAGGACUGUCUCUUCACCAGGUUCACAGUGAGGAGGAGGCCCUGAACUUGCUCUUUGAGGGGGAUAUGAACCGGAUCAUAGGAGCUCACACCCUCAAUAGGAACUCUUCUAGAUCUCACUGCAUCCUUUCGAUCCACAUCGAGUCUCGCGCACGGACACUAUCAGAAGCCAAGUUUCUCACCUCCAAGCUGAGCCUGGUGGACUUGGCUGGCUCAGAGAGAUUAGGCAAAAGUGGCUCAGAGGGCCAGUUGCUCAAAGAGGCUACUUAUAUCAACAAGUCUCUGUCCUUCCUGGAGCAGGCCAUCCUGGCUCUAGCAGACCGGCGGCGGGAACACGUGCCUUUCAGGCAGAGCAAGCUAACACAUGCUCUCAAGGACUGUCUGGGGGGAAACUGCAACACAGUGCUGGUGGCAAACAUCUACGGGGAGGCUGGUCAGAUAGAGGAGACGCUGUCCACCCUGCGUUUCGCCGGUAGGAUGAAACGUGUGCAGACGGAGCCGGCCAUCAACGAGCAUGUUGAUCCUGUGAUUCAGGUGAGGAAGCUGCAGAAGGAGGUCGAGCUGCUGAAGCAGGAGCUUUUCAUCCAUGACUCCCUGGCCAAUCGGAUGAGGGUGUCUUAUGACACACUGACUGACAGGCAGGUGGCAGAAAUUCAGCGUCAAGUUCGGCAAUAUCUGGAUGGGACCAGCAACGAGAUUGACAUCAUAAACAUUAGACAGAUCCAAGAGGUGUUCACACAGUUCAGACUCGCUCUGCAGCAGCAGGAGCAGAGGCUGAGAUCCCAGCUGACCGAGAAGCAUAGCCUGGUAGAGAAACCUCAGGCCCCAGCUGCUGAAAGCAGUCCCAGGUCCCAGCGUCGAGGAGAGAAGGGCCCUGUAGGAGAGGCGGAAGCAGUGGGUUUCGGGGGGGCAGAGAGGCACAAGACCAAACCUAAAAAAGCAAAGGAUGUGAGUGUAGGGAGGAAGGAAGGAGCGGUUAGCCCCACCUACAGCAGAGAGGCUGACACCGCAGCACUGGACAGAAGCAAUCCCCUCCUGGUGUCCCAGAGGGAUCUCAACUCGGACGAACAGAACCAGGGAUCCCAGGGGAACCUCCUCAGAACAGAUCCCCUUCCCCCAAAAGCAGAGGCCUUCGAGGACUUCAAAGCGGAGCAUGGCAGUGAGAUUACUUGCAUCCUGAAGGAGAACAAGGCAGUGCUCCGGGACCGCCAGCAACGACUCAGGGAGUUGAGGGAUGGCAUCAACGCGACAAAACGGGAGAUUGACCUCGCCAGUAGCACCCUGCAGCUCCAGCAACAGCGUCACGGAAUAUUUGUGACUGUGGAGGGUCAGCCGGUAAUGGAAGAGGAGGAGCUGACCCUGGUACUGAGGCUGCGGGAGCUGAAGGUGCAGUACCGACAGCAACAUGAAGAACUGGGCAGCACCAGGUCUGAGGUCAACUACUGCCAGCACCUGGUGGACCAGUGCAGGAUCCGCCUGCUCACGGAGUUUGAAAGCUGGUACAACGAGUCCUUCCUGCUUACUGAAGAGGUCCAGGCUGUACUAAGGGCAGGAGGAUCAAUUCCACCAGGACUGAUACCAGUAGAAAAGGCCUUAAAUAUGGAGAAUGACAGGCAGGACCCCUUUGAGCACCUCCGCCGUGAGCUGCUGGCAGACGAACCUGGGGCCCUUCCCUACUACACAGCGCACAACAGGGUGCUGCAGAGGCGAACCUACAGAUGAGGAAUUUGGGAGCCAGAGAAGAAUGUGGCAGCCAGUCUGUGACCUAAAAGGGGUGCCAGCCAAGACACCGCGUGGAAGGAUUUCACAAUUCUCGUAGUCCAACGUGGACAAACACGUAAAUCUGAUUCCAUGUGUAACUGGCACGAUCUUGCGUUGUGUUAAUUGAAUGCACCACAACUCAAGACUCCUAAUUGAGCUGGUUUAUUCUGUGAAAAGAUGAACACUGCAAUCAGAGCACUGUUCGCUUGCGCGGGCAGUUCCAAACUGCGCAAGGAUAGCAAUAUCAAUUACAGUGUAAAUAUGUAACUGUGAAAAGAUGAACACUGCAAUCACAGCACUGUUCUGGAAAUACAAAAACACUCACUUUACCACACACACAUAACUUGGUGGCUGGUGCAUAGCCUGAGGGCCGAGGAUCGCAGAACAGAUAGAAUGGAUAUACAGUCGUUCAACCUCACAAAACUUUGUCCAUAUUUAAACUUGUCCAGGUACACAUACUAUAAUAUAACAAAAUCGUCGAUAAAAAUAAACAAUUUUCUAAAAUGACACAAUUAUGAGCACGACCGACCGCUUGUGUGGGCAGUUCCAAACAGGAAAACGUAAAGUGCAUCAUUUUGGGCCCAAAUAUUUUUAAGUUACCAAACACUAAACCAAAAUGCGCACAGUGGCAAGUGGAAAUAUUUAUUAUCCAUGUUACACCUGCAAGACAACUGCAGAAGGCUUUUCUUGUACCCACUAUUAACUAUAUGAAACAAAAUGCAUAUACUUAAAAUAUCUACUUUUGAAUCCAACAUUAAGGUUUGAAUCCAAACCUUAGUGUUUCUCUGGCCACAUGAGAGAAAAGGGAGAAGAGGAAGAAAUCACACACAGGAUGUUUUAUGUGUCCUUCAUUGGACCUUGAACUGAAAUUUGAUAAACUCUGUUCAUAGCAUACUGUGAAGUUAAAACUGCUGUCUAAUUAUAGUAUAACCUUGGAACUUGAACGGCUCUCAACCAGCUUGUACCUCGACUGAAGUCUUGGAACUUGACCGUCCCUCCUAAAACUUGUAUGGGUCGAGAGUCAUUCACAAAUUUGGACUUCGAAUGUGUCGGUUGAGAAACAUCUAGCUGCAACUCAACCUUAAGAACUUGUAACACAACAAGACAGACCUGCUAAAACGUGUACGGAUAUAGGUGCGUCUCCCCUUCCAAAGAAAACGCGUGGGCGGGCAAUAGGUAGAGCAGGCAGACUGUAGAGCGCGUUGUCAGCCAAAAAAGACCCUGUACUGUACAGCGCUGGCUGACGUAUAUUAUGCUACAGUGCUGUAAUGAACUCAACCAUAUUUUACUUAGUUAUGGAUAUUUGUUAAUUCGAUCAACGCCCAAAUUAACGUCCUGUUCUACACAAAGUAAUGCAGAUGGUAAACAAGGGAAUACCUGUACACACAUACAAUAGCAAUAAACCUGAAGUAAAGGACAGUUUUUGAGCAUUUUACCUGUUUUGAGGUGAGCUGAUGGCAUACUGGAAGGGGCAGGUGAAGAGGAGGAGGGAUAGAGGGGUUACAAAACAGCAGCUGCUAUGUCUGGCAUCACUACAUAGAUUUUAAUUUUCAUGCUAAUUUUUUAGGCCAGGUCCGUUAACUCGAAUGGACGUUAAACGGGGGACACCUGUAUUAGGUUUUAUGUUGAUUGUUCUUUGUCGUUAGGCAGGUAGAUACAUUUACAUAGGCAAUUGUUUGUUUGGUCUGAAAUGGAUUAAAUUCAUUUGCAUUAUUUCUUAUGGGGAAAAUCAACUUGGAACUCAACCAAAUCACAACUCGACCAGCCUUCUGGAAAUAAAUGAAGUUUGUGUUCCAAGAUACCACUGUAUAAACCUGAUUAAUGUUGGUUAAGGCAUCUCUCAUCUAAUUCAAUGGCUCUCAAAUUUUGGUAAGUACCAGGUGGUACCCAAGAAAAGAUCGGUCAUUUCUUUCUGUGAUUCAGGUUACUGUGAUCCCUCCCCAUGUGGUACUUGCCUGCUUUGGUUUCAUCAUAAGUGGUAUUUGGACCAAAAUGUUUGAGAUCCACUGAUCUAAUUGAUAGCUGUACUGCAAUAAACAUCAGUGCAAGAAUCUUA
This is a messenger RNA of Brienomyrus brachyistius, 4885 nucleotides long. RefSeq names its product kinesin family member 9 (gene kif9). The record is from RefSeq and is a predicted model, not a curated record. Gene Ontology annotation, molecular function: microtubule binding; microtubule motor activity; ATP binding. Lineage: Eukaryota; Metazoa; Chordata; Actinopteri; Osteoglossiformes; Mormyridae. Bases 529 to 2790 code for a protein of 753 amino acids. The transcript has 21 exons. Gene Ontology annotation, biological process: microtubule-based movement; mitotic spindle organization.